Messenger RNA from Callorhinchus milii (elephant shark), 937 nucleotides. Its product is annotated as probable histone-lysine N-methyltransferase PRDM7. The record is from RefSeq and is a predicted model, not a curated record. Gene Ontology annotation, cellular component: nucleus. Gene Ontology annotation, molecular function: protein binding; histone methyltransferase activity. Lineage: Eukaryota; Metazoa; Chordata; Chondrichthyes; Chimaeriformes; Callorhinchidae. The annotation marks the transcript as partial. The transcript is spliced from 6 exons.
AUGGUUCUGCUUGAUACUAAAGCGGAAGCCCUGGAGUACGUGUGGAGCAUCUUGCAGGGCGUGGAGGAGGAGGAGCAGCAGGAGGAGGAGUUCAGGGGAUUUGAGCUGAGGGAGGUGCACAAGGCCAGGAUGGCGAUGUUCAGGCUGGAGCGCAGAGCCACCGCCUGCAAGGAGGCCCUGAGGGUGGCGCUCCAGAGGAUACGUGGAGGCUCCUCCGUGCCGCCGGCCUCCGCCCAGGCUGUGGCGGUGUCGCGCAGCGCUCGCUCUCGCUACGGCCUGCGCCCGCGCGAGAGGAAAGUCUACACAGAGGUGGAGGAGCCCCAGGACGACGACUUCUUCUUCUGCGAGCUGUGCAGGGAUUUCUACCUGGGGGAGUGCUCCGUGCACGGCCCGCCAGAGUUCAUCGCGGACGCGGCCGUGGCCCCGGGAGUGGCCAACAGGGCCCGGCUCAGCCUGCCCCAGGGCCUCACCGUCGGCGCCUCCUCCAUCGCCGGCGCCGGCCUCGGGGUGUGGAGCAACAGGAAGAAGCUGCCCAAGGGGGUGAUGUUUGGGCCCUACCAGGGAGAGGUGUCUGAGGAGAACCCCAUGAGCGAGUACUGCUGGCUGAUUUACAAAAACAAAAAGGAUCGUGAAUAUGUUGAUGCUCAGGAUGAAUCUAAGUCAAACUGGAUGAGGUUCGUCAACUGCGCGAGGAAUGAGCAGGAGCAGAACCUGGUGGCCUUCCAGCACCGGGGGCAGAUUUACUACCGCACGUUCCGUGCCGUGGGGCCCGGCUCUGAGCUGCUGGUCUGGUACGGCGAGGAGUUCGCCCAGGAGCUGGGCAUCGCCUGCGAGGCCGGGCCCUCGCGACGCCGCAGCAGCAGCAGCAACGAGAUGGCUCCCAGGGCCACCGCCAGAGACCUGCAGCCCGUGCAUCCUCCACCAAGCGAGGAACACU